Guillardia theta CCMP2712 is the source of this 2349-nucleotide messenger RNA. RefSeq lists its product as hypothetical. The transcript is spliced from 5 exons. The record is from RefSeq and is a predicted model, not a curated record. The coding region runs from base 1 to 2349 and encodes 782 amino acids. Lineage: Eukaryota; Cryptophyceae; Pyrenomonadales; Geminigeraceae. Gene Ontology annotation, biological process: proteolysis. Gene Ontology annotation, molecular function: cysteine-type endopeptidase activity.
AUGCGAGGUACUGGACGUGUCAAGGCUCUCUGCAUAGGAGCUGAUGCCUACACGCAUAUCGCGCCAUUGGUUGAGGCUGUGAAAGAUGCGCGUAGAAUGCAUAGGGAGCUGGAAGACAGCUCGGGCUGCUCCUCCUCCUUCCUCGCCAACCCGACGACGAGACAGUCCAUGUUAGACAUGCUUUCCUCUCUCGCCAUGGACUGCCAGACCAAGCGACCGGAGCUGAUGCUAGUGUUCUAUGCCGGGCAUGCUAUACAGCUGAGCUCGGGUGAGAUCGCAAUGCUGACAUGCGAUGUCGUGAGGCCGGAGGUGUCAGAGGAGACACGAGGGAGCAGGGUGACCGUCGGAGACGUGCUGAGCGCCAUGGCUGCGGGGGCAGAGAACGUGGAGGCGCUACCUCCUCUGAUCGUCAUCAUAGACGCGUGUAGAGACGAGGUGCAAGGGAGGGAGAGAAUCGAAUCAGAGAUAACCAACAGGACUAGGAGCAUGAAGGUUUCGUUAUUCCUGUCAUGCAGCAGAGGUCAGAGAGCAGAUGAUGAGUCAGCAUUCCUCAGGGACCUUCUGGACAAGGAGGAUGGGAUGUUCGCGCGGAACAUGAGGCUAAAGCAGGCCAUCCAGCAUGCUAUGCUUGAAAGUCGCCGCAGAGAGCAGGUGGCAGUAUCGUUCUGCACAGAGCUUAUCCCGGAGGACUUGUGUAUCAGGCCGGAACCGACGGUCCUAAGAGACAUCCAGCAGAUACAACAAGGAGCGAGGAGGGUCGCGGAGAGCUCGAGGAGGCUGGAAGAUCCAACAGCAGGGCCGACAAGCCCGGGUCCUGCAGCAGAGGUCGUAGCUGGAUACAGCCCUGCAGCAGCUGGGACAGGAGCAGACGCGUUUCGAAGCAGCAUCCUAGGCCUACUGCAGGAGAGUCUUGGCAGCCUGCUAGAAGAGAGUCCGCGGUGGCGGGUGUGCUCGAUGUUUGUGCUGGUGUUCCUGAGGUACGAGGGGACGAGGUACGGGACUCAAGUGACUCGCAGAUACUACCAGACGCGAUCGAAGAAGAGGCUUGGUCCUGACCUCAUCAGGGCUGUCAACGGUCAUAUGAGCAGGAACGAGAUCCGGUCGGAGGAGCUAGAGCAGUGGGUACAAGAGACCUACGGGACGUCGACCAGGAGCAAGACGGCGGUAGCAGCGAUCGACUUUGCCGUACGCGAGGAGAUCAGGAGGUCGCUCUCGCACAUGCCCGAGGAAGCGAGGUCAGAGCUUCGCUUGUGGGAGGAGGACGUGCGGCUUCGAGACUUCUACGAGGGCGACAUGACGGAGGAGGCGGCGCUGAACGAAGCAGAGGGGUACCUCAAGAACAAGAUGACGGCAGAUCAGGACGGGAGGCUGAGCCCUCUGCUCGCAGUGCACGUGCUGUCGCGGGUGGUCGAGACCGGCAGCUUCGUAACGUUUCUGAAGAUGACGAGGCUCAGCUGCGCCUGCUUGUCCGUGGCGCUGGCUAAGAGAGUGAGGGUGGCUGGACAAGGAUAUCAUGAGCACGGGGAGCUGGAGGAGCGACUUGAGAAGGAGGAGGCGGAGCAGCUCCGAGCUCUACUGGCAGGCGUAGGAGGAGACGAGGAGGGUUUUGUGGCGAUGAGCAAACUAGAGGGAGGAGGGGCGCUGACAGUCUGGGGACGAGAGCAGGAGGUCGACUCUCAAGUCGGCGAGGAGCUGAAGAAGCUCUCGGUAGUGCCCGUGAGGGAGAUCAAGACCGCCAGCCGCCUCCGAGUUCACCAGAAUGUCAUGAGGAGCGAGUCAGCUCUUUCGCAAGCCUCUACUGCCUCGGUCUCUUCGGCUUUUGCUCGAGAGAGACAUCAACGAAUCUUGUCCGCACUCCUCGACAAGCCGGAGCUGUCGGAUGCUCUCGAGCCCUUUGACAACAUCUCACCGGGGGACACGUGGGAGAACGUGAGGGGCAAGGUGAAGUAUGAGGACGUGGUGAGGGUCGGCAAGGCUUUGAUGAAGGAGGCGGAGCUGAUAGCCGGAGACUUCAAGACGCUGAUGAGGAGCAAGCAAGUCGAGAAGCUCCUCGGGACCUCAGUGGAGAGGCCGACGGACGUGAAGGACUUCGAGCGGAAGAUCAACGCGAGGUGGGGGCCGGGGGACAUUGAACGAGGCCCCUACAAGAUCUGGGCGAAGAUCAGCAAUAGGCCGGAGUGCUUCUUGUCUCGGCUAGAGCGAUACUUGAAUGAGUUCUUGUCGACCGAGGAGCGACAGGCUGACCUGAUAGUCGCCAUGGCGUACCUGUCGACUUUCAACUGGUGCUUGACGAGCAAGCCUGGGAAGCCUAUCGAGUAUGCUCUGCCUUCGGAUCAGAAAGCUUCCUAG